Prunus armeniaca (apricot) is the source of this 279-nucleotide messenger RNA. The record is from the annotation of a GenBank genome assembly. NCBI's taxonomy places the organism in Eukaryota, Viridiplantae, Streptophyta, Magnoliopsida, Rosales, Rosaceae.
AUGGCUUCUCUGUCUGCUACUGCUGCCACUACAAGUUCUCAUCACCAUCCACCGCCUUUCUACUUCGAUGAGAAGUGGAAGCUGUCAAAGAAAGAAGGGUCGUCGAGAUCGAGCCGUUCAUCUUCUUGCCCUCUCAUGAAAAGCUCAUCGCAGUCGCGGAGAAGGUGUUCUUUUAGCAGAAAGUGUGCGAGGUUGGUGAAGGAACAGAGGGCUCGAUUCUACAUCGUGAGGCGCUGCGUCACUAUGCUCAUCUGCUGGAACGAUUACAGCGAUUCAUGA